This is a messenger RNA of Vicia villosa (hairy vetch), 2098 nucleotides long. Its product is annotated as GDSL esterase/lipase At1g28590-like. Bases 69 to 1208 code for a protein of 379 amino acids. NCBI's taxonomy places the organism in Eukaryota, Viridiplantae, Streptophyta, Magnoliopsida, Fabales, Fabaceae. Gene Ontology annotation, molecular function: hydrolase activity, acting on ester bonds. The record is from RefSeq and is a predicted model, not a curated record. The transcript has 5 exons.
AUUAAAUAAAGUCAAUGAAGAGAUGAAAUAUGCCGUAAGGUUAGUCCAAUAGGAUUCGCUGGAGAACAAUGAGACUACUAUCACUAUUUCUUCUCAUCGCUGCUUCUGCACCGUUAUUCACGGCGGCGGCAUGUCCGUCUUACUCCUCCAUCUUCAGCUUCGGCGAUUCCUUAACCGACACCGGUAACCUGUUUUACAGCUCCUCCGAUCCCUCCAAUCACUGCUUCUUUCCUCCCUACGGCCAAACCUACUUUCAUCAACCGUCUGGUCGUUGCUCCGAUGGACGCCUUAUCAUCGAUUUCAUAGCUGAAUUGUUAGGAAUUCCAAUGGUGAAACCGUAUUUAGGAAUUAAGAAUGGUGUAUUGGAAGAUAAUGCAGCAAAAGAUGGAGUGAAUUUUGCGGUUAUAGGAGCAACGGCGUUGAAUGUUAGUUACUUUGAAGGGAGGGAUGUUCAUAACGUUGCUACCAAUUAUUCAUUAACAGUUCAGUUGAAUUGGUUCAAGGAGCUUCUUCCUACACUUUGCAAAUCUUCUGAAAGAUGCCAUGAUAUUCUUACAAACUCAUUAUUUCUUGUGGGAGAGAUUGGAGGAAACGACUUAAACUUUCCCUUAUUUGUACGCAAAAGCAUAGAAGAGGUUAAAACAUAUGUUCCAGAUGUAAUCAAUGUUAUAGCUUCAUCAAUCAAUGAGUUGAUUAAUCUUGGGGCUCGCACACUAUUGGUCCCUGGGAAUUUCCCACUGGGAUGCAACACAAUAUAUUUAACAAAGUAUGAGACCAAAGAUAGUAAUCAAUAUGACUCAUUCGGUUGUUUGAAGUGGUUAAACGAAUUUGCUAAAUUUUAUAACCAAAAGCUCCAAUAUGAGAUACAUAGACUUCGGAAAAUUCAUCCUCAUACUAAUAUCAUAUAUGGUGAUUAUUACAAUGCUGCAUUGCCAUUAUACCGGUAUCCAUCAAAAUUUGGUUUUCUAGGUCUUAAAGCUUGUUGUGGAAUGGGAGGUUCUUAUAAUUUCAAUGGAUUAAAACCUUGUGGAAAACCAGGUGUGGUUGCAUGUGAUGAUCCUUCUCAGUAUAUUGGGUGGGAUGGUAUUCAUUUGACUGAGGCUGCAUAUAAACUGAUUGCCGAUGGUAUCAUUAAUGGACCAUAUUCUUUCCCUCAAUUUAGUAACUUGUGCUUCAUGAAUGUUAGCUAUGGAAAUUUAAAUAGCUAGAGUGUUUUUACAUGUUACUCUACCAGGAUGCCACCAUAAAAACACCUUUAUUUAUUGGGCCACAUUACUUUUCUUUCUUCUCCAAUAUCUUACAUGGCUAUAGGUUAUUCACCUUUAUUGAAAAUAUUGAGAUUGAUUUCAUUGAAUCUUAUAGUCAAAAUUAUUGGUUUAUUUGAAGCUAUAAUUCUCCUUUUAUAUGAGAGCAUUAGUAAAAAAACAAUACAAGAGAGAACUUAUCUAGUAUUCUAGUACUCUCCUAUUACAUCGUGGCGAUUGUCUUUCCUUAAUUUUUUAAAUGUAGAAGUACAAAGUGGUUUGUUAAAGUAUCUCCAAAUUAUGCAAAUACUAACACAUGGUUGAUGUACAACUUGUUUGACAUAUCCCUUUUUCUAACAAACUGGAUAUCAAUCUCAAUAUGCUUUGCUUUAGCAUGUAACACAUGAUUAUGAGAUAAUAAGACAACACUUAAAUUGUCACACAACAAAGUAAGAGGAAGAAAAGGGAUGCAUGACUCAGUUAAUAAGGAUUCAAACUAGAGCAAUUCAAAAGUGGUAUGAGCAAGUGCUCUAUAUUUUGCUUUUGCACUUGAUUUGAAUAUCAAAUGUUGUUUCUUUGAGCUCCGAGAUGGACUAGAAUAAAUGUAAGAGCCCUAAGUAACCUUGAAUAAUAUGGGUCAAUGGCCCAGUCAAAGUCAUAGUAAGUUAUAUUUGACUAAAAAUAAAAGUCUUGUGUAAAUGGUGAGUAAACUUAUAUCUUUUCCAUUGAGGUUGGUUUUUCUCAAAAAGGCUAUAGACAUUAUACUUGCUAUCAGAAACCUAAAUGACAUAAUGUAAAUGGGGUCCGCGUAUUGCAAUUGAAUUUGAUGAGUGAAGAACUAUAAAAUUAGCUAC